Molecule: messenger RNA, 216 nt
Organism: Schistosoma mattheei
Lineage: Eukaryota; Metazoa; Platyhelminthes; Trematoda; Strigeidida; Schistosomatidae
Source: the annotation of a GenBank genome assembly
AUGGUGCUUGAUCUGGUCAAAUUGAAUUCAUAUUCUUCUAUAUGUGAUCACGAUGGUGAUGAUGAUGGUGACUUGUUACUAUGGACUAUUGAAUGUGAUUUCAUUUUUGUUUCAUUUUUAUAUUCUUACAUGAUUUUCAUCUAUGGAACUUGUUGUCCAUGGAAACCAGCUUUCUCUCAUGAUCUCAAUUGUACACAAACUAAUUCAUCAAGUUGA